AAAGGUCUUUACUCUUAAAUUUAGCUGACAAAAACGUUCUGCCUAGACAUUCCUAGAAGAAAACACGAUAUUGUAUUGGCCCGAAGUCAUAGUGUGUACGUCUCUUUGAUCUGAUCUCCUUAUAAAAGCAGGUACAGUAAAUCUCAUUAACGUACUACAAGAAAUUAUUUUAAAAACUCUUCAUUGAUCAGCCCUAAAGAAACCCCAGUAUUAUUACAUAAUAUCUCGGUAUAUAAUAUUUGCUUUUUGCAAGGUUUUUGUCGAUAUUUUACUAGACGAAUAAAAUGACGCCAGGUGCUCAUAGGAAAACGAAGUAUGUUUUGGGAAAAUUUACAACGACGAGGAUCGUAAGUAACGAUUCCCACCUCCUCAGUUAGUUAUGCAAUCUAUUUCUGAAAUGUUUACCCCAAAUUCGAACUGUACUCGUCCAAGGGUAGAAUCUUGGUCGAAACGUGUCAAGAAUUUUGGACUUUCCUCAACAUUUUUGUCUAAGGUUUUAAGUUUUAACUAUUCUGCAAUGAGACAUUUAAAAGACACGCAACAAAGACAUCCAAACUCGGAUAAUACGGAAUUUCUUGGUGUUUUCAACUUCUUGACGUUACUUGUUGGGAUCUACGAAAAGAAAAACAAAACUCCAUACUAUUUCAAGACUAAAUAUUUCUUGUACAGAGACUAUUAACUGAAAUCUUAAAACUACCUCUCGUUUUGAAAAGGAAAUAGAUAGAAAUUUUUACAUGUUCAUCAUUAUUUUUGAAAUAUGAUAACUGGCAGCGCCUGAAGAGAAUAUGUGAAUAGGAAUUUUGCAUUGAUAAUCGUGAUUUUUACCCUGAUUAAGUUACAUUCAGACAGGUUAACAAACUAGAGACUUUCAUUUAUAUUUAAGAGACUUAAAAUAUAUUGACAGCUAAUACUGUAACAAUUUUUGUAAUUAAGUAAAAAAAAUUCACCAGUCCUAGAGGCUUGCCAUGCCACUCUUGGAAACAAGAACCAUUUCUUUUCAGAAUGAGUUAGAACUUAUUUUGCGCUGCAAGCCGAGUUAGAACUUAUUUUGCGCUGCAAGCCGAGAUGCAUGCCAGUCGAAACUAGAAACUUCAGUAUACUUAAAACUUAAUCAAGAAGACUACAAUUAACAAUUUAGAUGGAAUGUUUUACCUACUGAAACGGUGGCCAACUUCAUUUAAUAAAGUGGCACUUAAACUUUGCUUUUCCUAGAAGGUUUUCCUAAGGUGAACUUCUAAAAUUCCGAGAAAUGUAGCGGAAGUGUAGAAAUUCUUUCUGGAAGAACACUUAAUCCUUAAAUCAGUCUGAUGUCUUCAAACUCUGUAAUCAAUUUCUACUUUCUUUGGCUUUGUUUCGAGGUUAAUAAACGACUUGCCAACAGGCUUCUGCAGUAAAAAGAAGAAAAUGCGUUUCAUUCAAGUUUUAUUAAGAAAUGUUUUCUUUUUUAUUCCCAGAAAGGGAAACGUCGGAAGUAUACAUGGCGGAUUCCACGAACUCACUCCAUGCUGCUUUUUGAUUGGUUGGUAUAAUGAUGAUAUAAAUGCAUUUUUUUGCAGUACUUAGUUAUGUAGCAUUCUUCCAUGUUGGUAAACAUAAACUUUCAUUGACAUGGUGAAACGUUUGCUUUCUUUAGAGUGGCUUUGUCUGGAAAAAUUAAUUAAUGAUACCGGAGACUGGACCUCAAAAUGGAGACCGGCUAAAGAGCUUCAAGACUGCUAGUUACUGUUCGCAAGUCUAGCCGGGUAAGUCUAAUCAAUAAUGCAGCAACAGACGCAAUAAACUUACAACCUUUAAUGUUAAAGUUUCAUGCAAUGCUUUUUAAUAAACGCUAUGAAUAACUUCUGAAACCUGUCCAGUCCCGCCCAGGAGAAUUUAUUUCCGCAUCGAAUGAACUUGCCACUUAUUACUGCACGCCGAUUAAAUCAUAAUUUUCGUUUUUGAUAAAUUUUGGCCUUUUUGGUGAAAUUGCGCCGGUGCCACACUUGUUCAUACUUUUGGCAGAAAAAUUAAUACUGUUUGUCAUACUUUCUUUCCGUUAGAAUAUCGGAAACUUUUAUCGCUUGUUUUGGUCGGUGGAUCAUAGUACGUAGUGUACAGAAUAUAUAAUGGUGCAAGCUAAUGAUGAAAAAAAAAAUAUAUCUAUAACACAUGUUAUGUUGUUUAUGUGAAGCAAAAAUAGCAUCAGAACUCAGUUACUUUCUAUUCCUUCUGAAAUACUAGUUUCUCACGGAUUCCACCGUAUCACCAGGGAUCAGUUAUUCAUCAUUUAAACUCCUUCAAGAUUGAAAUUAAACAUUAAUAGUUAUUAUUACUCAUGAAAAAUUGCAAUAAACUGAACGUCGCAAAAGACUCAUUAGGCGAACAGACUACUUGCUUUAUAUUGUGAUGAAGUUGCUUGCCCUAAAGGAAAUUAAAAUUGAUUAUAACUAUUUGCCAAUUUUGGGUUCUUGACUCGCAUACAAUGGAAUAUGAAUAUGUAGCUAAUGUUAUUGGUUUCAGUUAUUAAUUUCAGAAAGAAACAGUCUGUGGACGAUUAAAUUGUCAGCGACUCAGCACUAGCUUAACAAUCAGAUUCUCUCCUUCAGCCGAUUUCAGCACCAAAAAAUCAGUCAGAACCUUUCAGUCUGCCGUGACAAUAGCGAAUUCUUUAGUUUACUGUCCACGUUGUAGCAACUGUUUUUAAGGAGCAAUGGCACAUUUUUAAGGCAGUUCAAAGAAUAUCCUGCUUGACACGUUACAAAAAGCAUGUACAUGAAUUUCAACAUAAGUGAAUUAUGAUACAUCUGUGUUUUUUUUUUCAGCUAGACGGUAGCGAUGGCAACACCAUUACCUCCUGAGGAUUUUCGCCGAUUGAGCGUUAUUCCAACCCGCGAAGACAUCUUUCCACAAGAGAGGCCCUUUCUAAGAGAGAACAAAGUCAUGGGGCGCUACGACAAUAAAGAACACUACCUAGACGUACAGUUUCGACUCCUUCGAGAGGACUUCGUCAGGCCACUGCGAGAUGGAAUCCAGCAGUUGGUAGUCAUGGGUGAUCAAAGGAACAACGGGAAACAUCGUUUGGAUGAUAUCAGAGUCUACGACAAUGUGAGAAUACUCAGUCCAGUAUUUACGUCGAACGGGAUUGCAUACAAAGUCAGAUUCGAUGUUUCACGGUUCCGUGGAGUGCAGUGGGAGAACAGUAAAAGGCUCAUUUUCGGAUCACUUCUUUGUUUGUCGAAGGACAAAUUCGAGAACUUUGUUUUCGCCACAGUUGCUAAUAGAGAGCUAAGGGAUAUUGUCAAGGUAAGAGAAAACGUCUGACUGGAAGGAUAAAUAAUUAUAAAAAAGAAGCCCCGUAAGCAUUUUACAUCUGAGCAAAAUUGCGCCAUAAUACGACAGGUUAAUUUAACAAUGUAUGUACUGUAAUAUAAUAGAUAUUUAUAGUAAUGUUCAGUUAAUUGCUUAAUUAAGGUUUGUAGCAUAAUUUAACGUCCCCAGUCUUUGGAACUACAGUGAGGCGCAGUACAUUAUACAGUUUAAAUUUUCAUUAUAGUUCAAAGAAAACACCAUAGUUCAAGAAUAAAUGCAGGAGUUCAGAAAAUAACACGUUAAGUAACGAUGCCUAUUUUUAUUAGGUAAAGCUAUUAAGGGGGUGGAGAGUGAGAGUGGAGGGAGUAUCUGCAAAAACCAUUUCCAUCUGCAUAUUUUAUUUUAUUAGGAUUUUGACUUUAUACUGCAAUUAGUUAUAUUAAAUGCCAUUGUUCAAAUCCACCAUGCUUUGGGGCCUGCUAGUCCAGUUUCAUUUUUUUGCUGGUGAAGCUCUGUGAGCACAGCUCAGUAAAGACACUGUUGCUUAAUGACUAUAUGGUGGAUCAUUGACCUUCGUAAUAGUUCUAAAAACCUCAUAGUUAUCCUUUACCAUAAUAAAUUAUUAUUAUCGUUACCCAUGCCACUUUAAAUCACAUAUUAUGUUUAGCCAUUACUCCUGCAGUACAGUUGCAGCUAGUCAUUCAUUCACGUGGUGUAAAAAACGGCAAUGCUGGAUAGCAAAGGAAGUACUGGGAUAAAACAAUUAAUAUCCUGUGUUGUUUCGUCCCAGCGCGUCAAUUGCUCUGCACUAAGGCGGCUUUGCAGCACGAAAAUUACGUAGCUCUAAAGGAACAGCAUCCUUCCUGCAUAUUAUAGCUUAUGACUGGGCUGAAUAACAGGCAUUUGGAUAUGGAACUGUGUAUUUUCAAGACAGAAUAAUGGAACAGAGAGGGAAUCGCCCAGUCCAGUCCAGCCCAGCCGUUGGGAUUUGCGAAUUUGACCAAAGUUAUUUUUAGACAAAUCAACAGCUUGAAAUUAACCGUUACUUUGUUUCCGACGAGGUUCAUAGUGUUGUCAAGAGAGAAUCGACAGUCGUCAUUACAAUGUUCGGCAUUGUUUGUUUAGAGGCAGUCGCACGUCGACUUGAUGGCAUUUCAAACAAUCGAUCACAAUGUGCGGACGUCUCAGGAAUUAGACUUCCGUUUAAUUUCAACCUCCAAUAAUGAUAAUAAAUCACAUAUCCCCACCAGCGCCCUAAGAUUCCCUCUUUGUGCCAUUUUUCUCUCUUGGUAUUUUUAAAUUACCGUUCUUUAUAGUAUUAUUGAAAAUGAUUUGGCAUAAAUACCACUUGUGAUAUUUCAGAAUUGUCUCAAAUUUCACUCGCCUUACGUCUCGUGAAAUUACGGAUAACCAUUUAGAAAUAUCACUCUUGGUAUUUAUGCCAAAUAUCACUUACAAAUCAUGCUAUUAUUUGUUUAUACUACUACCCACAAAAGGUUUGUAAUUUUCAUUUGUAGGUAUUUCCAAUUAAGCGGAAAUACCACUGUUCUAAGCCAAUCAAAUUGCAGAAAUUUCUCAUGUAGUAUUAUAACAACCUCUAAUAAUAAUAAUCAUAAAUCACAUAUCCCGACCAACGCCCUAAGAUUCCCUCUUUGUGCCAUUUUUCUCUCUUGGUAUUUUUAAAUUACCGUUCUUUAUAGUAUCAUGGGAAAAGCUAUAAUCAAAUACAAAGUAGGUAGCCUGAAUUUCAGACAUACCUUCGGGUCAUAAAAUCCGAGUAUGCGACUAGAAGGGAUGUCUGAAAUUUAGCUUACAAAGUAGGUUGUCUGGAAAUGAAUUUUUUCAGGGUGAGAUAGAAGUGCGUUUUGUGUCUACGGCUGGUGAGGCAGUGCUGAGGAUAGGAGACGUGUGUCAGAUGGCUGAAUCAAUAGCUUUCUUUGAGGCGUACCGCCCAGUGCUGGAAGGAUUGCAAUCAAUGUCGUACGGGAAGUUUCCCCUACAGGUUAACUAUCAUCAUAACUAAAAUUCCUAUAAUAAAAUACAAACGGCUUUUUGGCGAGUUGAAAUGUUAUUCCGGUCGACUUUUCUUUUAGUCAUUAUGUUAGUCUAGAUGCAUAUACUUGUCGAACCGAUCCUGCUUCACUACGUUCCUCUGAUAAGUGUUCAGACGUUUUGGCAUGGUCAAACACAAUCUUAACUACUUAUGCACCUCGCUCAUUUAGGUUUCGCGACUGAACUGGAAUUAAAAGAAUCACGUAGAGCUUGGCAUCAAACCCUUUAGGUACAUUUGAAAGUAAGCGCUCGAUCGCGACGAUCCUACGGGAACUACAUAGGACUGUAAACAUUUCCUUAUAGGCUGGUCAAAACUCUUCACUGGCUGGCUCAGUUUGAGUCUUCCAUUAAAAUUAUGGUUGGGAAGCUGGAUCCGAUAAAAGAGAUGCAUUGUCAGGCUUUAUGUUUCGGCAUUUCAUUAGGUAGCAGUAACCAUUCCUCUUCUGGAAAAGGGUUUAAGGACUGUAUAUGUUAGGGUAAGCUAAUACUAAUGUAUUGAUAAUUAAAAGAUAUUUUUGGACGUUCCAUUAUAGAGAUAUAUUGUUGAAUGUGAGAAGGACAUCUUGCCUCCUGCUUAUUUGACGAAUCCAGAUGGCGAACAAGUGAAGUUUGAUUUUUCUCCUAUAAUGUCACCGGAUAAAAGGCAAGAAAUACAGAAGCUGUCACUCGAACCUUCAUUCAAAUCACAGAUGAAAUGGUGGAUGGGAAAAAAUGACGGAAAUAAAAAAAAGAAAACAGAUAAUAUAGACAGUCUUCUAUACUUAAGUAACUUUGGCCAUUACGCAGUUAAGCAAGGUUACUAUUUCAGUGCAAACAAAACUAUACUUUGCUACAAAAACAAACAGAUAGGGAAAUGCUGUAUUAUCAUGUAAUACUAAUCAGAUCGCACUUUCUCAAAGCGAUUCGGUUCAGAGGAUAAAAGUAAGGACGAAAGUCCAAAGGGGUAAAAGAGGGUCUCUUCGAGUUAACGAGUAAAAGUAUUGAGGGAGUCCUAGCAGGGGAACUCAAUCUCGAUUUGAGUGAACGGGAGUAAACUAUGCUGAAUAAUAUUACUUCUUGGCAUGAGUAAGUUAAAGAUUGUACUUAGUCGUCUCUCAUUAAAUGAGCUCUUUAAUUUAUACUCUCUUGCGGAAUAGAGAAAAAGUCAGUUACAAAGAAGAGCAAACUGAUGAAUACGCAAUGUUUCGAGUCAAAAACAUGUUUCUCACUGUUAACCGAUGUUUCUAAUUACAGGUGUUCUGCCUCUAGAUCAUUAAGAAGGCGUUUUGGUGUGGCCAAAUCUUGUAAGUUGCCUAUAGUUAGUACCAUGUAAAGACAGUUUGUUUCCACUGAAAAGGCCAUUCUAAACCGAAGCCUUAAGCGAAGCUGGCCCUUUUUCUAACCUUUGAAGUUUAAAAAGGAGCAAUGAAGAUAUGAAAGCAACCAGAAUGAUUCACAACAUUAUGGCGAAUGUCUUUAAAAUGUGAAGACGUUCGGUGCUAUUCAAUUAAGUGGAUAAUAAAAUAGCAGCUGGAUCAGUUAUCUGAACGCCCGAUCGUUAAAAUAAAAUAGCUUAUUACAAUGAUUGAAACAUUUUUCUCUCUUCCUAGCAUCGAGUGUUACAGUUUUGAGCCCAGCCUCUUGGCCAUCUGCAAAGGAUCUGGAACUAGAUGAUUCACAGUUCCAAGCCUUACAGUUAGCGCUGACCAAGGAGUUUGCAGUCGUCCAAGGACCACCCGGCACUGGAAAGACGUACAUUGGACUUAAGGUAUGAACCUCGAAAAUACAUCACUUGUUUUAACAACAGUUACUUCCGUUUCUACAAGUUGUUGAUCGCAUGUUACGUGGGCUUUUCUACAGACCAGAGAGGCAACUGUUUAAACCCAAAAUUAACCAACUACCUGUAACUUGUAGGGUGAGAAAACGCAUGAAUUGUGUACUAUAUAGAAUGAAAAUAGAUUCCACUGCAAGACACUUCCUGUAUUCAGGGUAGGCACCAUCUGUACAUGGUAGGCGGAAGUCUAGUUUAUUUCCUUGUUGUGAGCAAUUAUUUUCUCAAACUUAAGGCUCAGUUUUCAUGUCACCGGUCCAAAUUAUUAAUUUUGCUUUCAAAUCAGAGAAAAUACCCAAAAUUGUAUUGUGUUUCUCACAGAUAGCCAAGAUUCUGCUGCACAACGCCAAGGCUUGGCAAAAAGUGUCUGGUAAAAGGCCCAUCUUUGUGGUUUGUUAUACCAACCACGCACUUGACCAGUUUUUGGAAGGAAUUCACUCGUUUCACGACGGCGGAAUUGUUCGAGUCGGAGGGAGAAGUCAAAGUGAGACGAUGAAAGAAUGCAGUCUUUUUAAGUGGAAACGUAAACUCGGGGUAAGGUGUCAGUUAGUGUAUUGACCUUGAUAUAUGCGUUGAUUAUCGACUUUAAUUGUUCUCUAGUCACUUGCUUAUUUAUUCACUUAUUUACUCACCUUAUUUCGUGCUUUGGAUUUAAUUCCCUUUAAUAUCAGCAAGACACAGCAUUGUUUUGCAAUGACGCGCCAAAUUUAGUAUAAAAACGGUGAAGACCUUGAUGCAUACGGCACACAUUUACACUCCUUGACACUGAGUUGUAGAACCUUACUAAAGGAUGCUGUCGUUGAACGUGCUUUAGUCUUAGCUUUGCAGGGACGUCCUGCUAAAGACUUUCUUAUAAAGUCGUUGCUUGAAAAUAUAUAUUGUGUUUUGGUGUAGCUGAGGAUUCACACCCGGCGCUCUCUUAAAAAAACUAAAAUAAAUACCCCGUUAAGGAAAGCACAUCAAUUUUGUUACCCUGUUAAGCUAGGAAAGCACAAAAUGCACGCCGUCCUUUUUGAAGCUAUUAAUUGGCAAUUGCAGCUGAGCAAAUUCAUUGUGUUAUAAUUCAAAUACACGUAGAAACAAAUUUCAUCAAGCAAAUCAACUUAACCGUCUAUGAAAUACCUGUUUAUGUUAAGAUAAACUCGCACGAUUAAAUAUAUACCCAGUGUUUAGAUCAGUACAGACUCGCGCGAAAUUAAUUAACCUGUCGAUGGGCACAUCCACAUAUGGGCCAUAUAAGAAAAUAACCUUGGGGGAAUUACUACGUACAACGUUUCCCUUAUGAUUGCUUAUACUUCGUUUUGAUCUUGUUUAGAAACGACUGCUACCAAAGGGCUCAGAGAAGUACGAGGUCGAACAGGAAAUGAGGCAGGUCUUCAACAAAAUUUCUUCUAAUUGCAAAAUGCUUGACAAUUCAACAAGAACCUUGAUUGGUGUGGACGAGCUGGCAAGAAGCGCCACAAGCAUGAAGUCAGAGCAUUAUAACUCACUUCAACGUAAUUUCUCAACUGCCACGGGGAAGCUUGAACCUGCAGUCAUGUUGCAGUAUUGGCUAGGACUUCCAGUGGAGCCAGCUAAUCCUUACGAAGAUGGUAAAACCAUUUGAUCUAUGGUAGCAUAAACGCGGUCUUUGCACUUACAUUUUUCAUUUAGGUGAAUUUUCAAAUUUGUCUUAUCGAAUCUUCAGACCAACAUCGUAGCUGCAAUGAUCACAUUUGCCUUUUAAUAUCUUCACUCGCAGUCAAAUGGUUUUUCUUCAUUUUCAUAUUCCUAAAAUGCGAGUUAAACGGAAACGUUAGUCAUCUAAUAUAAAAUGAAAUUCGCUCUCCGACUUGGUUCGAUAGGACGGACGUUGUUAAGUGUUGCAUCACCAACCUUAAUCGCCUCAAACCUCAAACAUCUCCAUGCUGAUUCUUCCAGGAUAGUUGGGAUCUUUGAGGGAACUUACUGGAUAGACUUAAUAGACGUCUCCUUGAAAGACUGUUCUCAUCUAGAGCCUUGGAGUUUGCCAAUAGUCCACUGGAGUGUCCCACACUCUCCCAGGGUGGCUUUGGUGUGUAUAUUUUCCAAAGAGGAUAGCUCUAGUAUUAUAGCUUUAGAUGAAGUGGUUGCGCUGCUUAUCAUUUUACAUUUUUAUUCUCAGGUUUUUCGAAGCCACUUGCUAUGUUUCCCUUCAACGCUGACUGUGGGGGACUGGAAUAUUUCUCCCAACAAAACUUAGCCUAUAUAUCUCCAAACGUCCCUCCAGCUUCUGGUGCUGAUGGGAUACCAAGAGGAUCUAUGGAACUAAUCGGAAAUCACACCUCCUUUAUAGAGAUUGCAAAUUUCGAUGGUGGCUAUGCAGACGCUAAAACUUCCAUUACAAUACUAGCGUUUGUCUACCCUUUGGGAGAUUGUGGACCAAUCAUCACCUAUGAGACAUGUGGAUUUGGCAUUCAAAUUUGGCAAGAGCCUCUACCUCCAGAAGCUUUGAAUUACGGUACGGGGAUGCUGACGGCUUGGUUUGUUAGAAGGGAUUUGACACUGGCAAUUCCCAUAAGAAAAGCCGUUUUGAACAUUAAUGCCUGGAAUUAUAUUGGUGUAUCCUACGAUUACAACACUGGAAUAGCACGACUAUGGCACAAUGGGGAAGAAGUAGAAGCUUUACUGAUAGGCUCAGGAUUCGAGCUGGCUACACAGUUCCCGAUCAGAAUUGGCGCAUUGAACAACCCUUGGCAAGAGUACUUCUUUACAGGGAGGAUCUCGCACUUGCACAUAUAUUCCGAGGCGCUGACGGUUGAAAACAUUCAAGCUGUUGGAUGCAUUUCAGAGAAAGGUAGAAGAUGUACAGUUUGCAGGCCUAGGGAUUGGAGGCGAUAAAAGUUUGUUCGCCUUUGAUGUAUUUAAGAACUACGGCCACUUUGUCAAAAAGGGUUUUUUUCUAAGUUAGAUGAAUAUUUAUAGCUAACGAAAAGCAAACCUUCAUGAACAUAAGUUGCAGUUUCUUUUUACCUCCCUUGCUGGCAGUGAUCAGUUAGCCUGCGAUCAUGCUCUCCUUGUGGAGGGAACGUUCCCUCAGCUGUCCAGAGUCACUGUCCAAAUUUCUUUUUCACCUGCCUUAACACCUUCUUCACAAAAACCAUUCACCUUUUAUUUUAUUUAAACCUAAAAAGAAACUUUAACGAACUUCUUUUUUUUGCACAGAGGAAUGCAACCUCGACGAGAAGAUUGUAAUCGUCGAAGCUGACGAGAAGCUUGAAAAUGACAUUGCACAGUAUAAAGAUGAAGAUCAAGAUAAUGAGAAUAUCAAUGGCAAUGGUCUCAUCGGUGACGCUAAUGGAGAAGUAGUAACAGACGGGGAGUUGCAAGGUAUUAGUGACGGAGUCGAACGAGUCCCAGAUGUCAGGUUUGAGGCUAUUGUCAUGCAAGAUCAGAGGAUUCUUGACGAUGAUCUAGACGUCAUAAGGUUUGGCGACAAGCGCUCAGAGACGGAAACUAAAAUGAAUAGUCCUAAUACGACAGGUGCUAGCGGAUGCAGCAGAGGUGGCGGCUGGCAGUUCCAGAAUCCCAGCCGAAUUAAGCAGAGGAUCAAGCAGCGAAUUCAGAGAGAGCUUAAUAGUGAAGACGUUAUGAGCGACGAAGAAGCUAAUCAGGUAUCGUUUCCGUCUCUUGUGACCGCUUUGACUGGAUGCAAUUUGGUGACAAAUGUGAAAAGUUCUUUUUACACUUAAAUAUAAGAUAAAUUUUAAAUCUUAUGAAACAAAUGCUAAGCCUUGUAGACAACCCUUACAGGACGUAAAUUGCUUUUCUCAUAAAACGAAUUACAGCCAAGAGCUAAUUAACACAGUAAAUGAAAAUAUUGCUGUGAAUUUUAAAACUCGUCAGCUUUGUUUCGCUAGUGUUCAGGAGGGAUUAAGUUACAUUUUCUUUAUCACCGAUACCUCACUGGAUUGCUUUAAUUACUUACUGAAUUAGUUAAUGAAUAAAUAAGUUUAUCAAUUUAGGUUGAGGAUACGUGGAAGUUGUCUGAAAUAGACCGCUGGCGGCUGUAUCGCAGAUGGGUAUACGAUGCUCGCGAGAAAUGGCACGUAAACAUUUCUGAAUUACAAGAACUUUUUGACAUCAAAGCGGCCAAGCUCAAAAAAAUAAAAGACGAAGAGGAUCUUAGGAUCCUUAGUUGGGCCGAUGUCGUCGGAAUGACCACAACAGGUAAGCACGAAAGCUUAACAGUUAUUCUAGACAAAUUUUAUCUCUACUGUCAAUGCCUCAAGUGAUUAGGUAACUGGCUCCCGAACUUGCGUACAAUUUAACUUUAUAUGGUAGGGCUUCAUGACUAAAUAUAAUGUAAUUAACUCUACAUCAACAUGCUUAUGACUUCCUGAGUCUCAGCUCGGAGUUUCAUAAAAUCGACAUACGACAUGUUUAUUUGGUCUUUCUGUACUAUGAUGGUAUAAAAUAAAAAGUAUAUCUCAAUUAACAAGAGGUCAAUUUUUGUCUCGCCUCCCUCUUCCGUAUCUUCCUUUCGACACCGGGGGGAUAUUUCUACUCUUACCAGUCUCCUCAGUUAUGGCGGCCACGGCAUUACAUUGCUUCCGAGAAAAUAUGCCGGCAAUGCAGGCUAUUGCAAAUAGUGCUGUUUCACGCUUACGUAAAACACAAUAAAGGCGAUAAAAAACCCAUACCAUUGAGCCCUCUUCCAGUUCGCCCUAUUAAAGGUUAUUCACAUAUCCCUAACCACUAAAAUGUCAAUAUUUGCCCUUUUAGUAACGGCAACCUCCACUUGUUCUUCUAGGUGCAGCUCGGUACCACCACGUGUUGCAGGAUAUAAAACCAGCGAUUACAAUUGUGGAGGAAGCCGCUGAAGUGCUGGAAGCGCAUAUAAUUACAUCUCUAACUCCUGGGUGCCAGCACUUGAUUUUAAUUGGUGAUCAUCAACAACUUCGUCCCAGUCCCACGGUGUACGAUCUUCAGAUCGAGUACAACUUUGAUGUGUCUCUGUUUGAGAGAAUGAUCAAGAAUGGUAUACAGUUUUCAAGACUUUGUUUACAGCACAGAAUGCGACCGGAAAUUGCUACGAUGUUGGAUCACAUUUACGUUAACCCAAAACUACAAAACCACGAGUCUGUGCUGAAGUUUGAAUCCAUCAAAGGAGUGCAGCGAAAUUUGUUUUUUGUUGAUCACAAUACACCUGAGGUGACUAAAACUAUUUUUUUCCUCAUGAAAAUGGAAUUACCUGUUUACGGUAGUACACACUGCCAAAUGGCAUUUAAUUAGAUUCCACUAAAUGUUCAGUCAAACUUCUAGUAAGAUGUCAUUAUAAUGGAUUAUUUCUUACAAGAGGUCAAAAACUCAGUCAGUGGUUGCCGUUGAUGAAAGGUUCUGGAGAGAAAAGAAAUCUUUAUGCUGCAUAUAUACACUUCGUUAAAAUUACAUUUGCCUGUUAUUUUCCACCUCUUCAAGAACAGGAAAAAGGAUAACUCCCUUUACUCCCCUUUACUAUUCUCAGCAUCGGGAAAUCUUGACCCUUGUUCAAAAUCUUUGGAGAAUUAGAGAUACUCUGAAUUAGUGUUUAGAGAUGGAGUUUCCAGUUCAAAAUAAUUUAGUGAUGAAUUCAGGCAAAGUAGGAAGCCUUACCGGCACACCCCUCCACCAUUUUUAUAACUUUCAAGAGAUUUGACGUACUGGGUCAUUAAAUAAACGCAGAUUCAAGACUAAACAAGACAUGCUCUAUACAUGUAGUUAGUGAACAGAGCUUCUUGAUAAAAAUUCCUUUGAAUUUAACCUUUUUUACGUCGGCAGGACUUUGUCCAUGAAGGGAAAAGUAAGAAAAACAAACACGAAGCAAGAUUCCUGGCUGCUUUGUGCCGCUACUUUAUCCAACAAGGUUAUCGGCGGGAUCAGAUUACAAUUUUGGCGGCCUACAGUGGGCAACUUUUCCAGCUGAAACAAGUGAUGUCGAACAUUGCAAUUUCGAAGGCAAAAAAAUUCUUUGAGGGAGUCCGCGUCACUGUAGUAGACAAUUUCCAAGGAGAGGAAAAUGACAUCAUUCUUCUAUCACUUGUUCGCAGUGACAGAAUUGGUUUCCUAAAGAUCGCAAACAGGGUCUGUGUCGCGUUGUCCCGUGCUCGUAAAGGCUUUUUCAUCAUAGGAAAUGCCACGCUGUUGGCACGUAACAGCGACCUGUGGAGAAACAUCUUCGCAGAUAUGCAAGAACAAGGAAGCAUGGGUAGGGAGCUGAAGCUUUCCUGUCAGAACCACCCAGAAAAUAUGAUCUUGGCAUCAACCCCAGAAGAUUUUGAAAAAGCGCCUGAAGGAGGCUGUUCAAAACAAUGCGAAAUGAAGCUAACAUGUGGUCACAUUUGUAAACAUCCCUGUCAUCCCUUAGAUCUCGAACACAACGACCAAUUCGCUUGCCAGCAACCUUGCUCUAAAAUUUUAUGCCAUCUUGGGCACAGGUGUCAUAAGAUUUGCGGCCAACCGUGUGGUCCUUGCAUGGUAAAAGUAAAAAAGAUUAUACCCGAAUGCGAACAUGAGCAACGAGUCCCCUGUUCUCAAGAUCCAUCUACAUUCAUGUGUAUGAAGAUGGUGCUAACGAAAGCUUCCUGUGGGCACAGGUGUCAUAAGAUUUGCAGCCAACCAUGUGGUCCUUGCAUGGAAAAAGUAAAAAAGAUUAUCCCCGAAUGCGAACAUGAGCAACAAGUCCCCUGUUCUCAAGAUCCAUCUGCAUUCAAGUGUACGAAGAUGGUGCUAAAGAAAGCCUCCUCCUGUGGUCAUAUCAAUAAGGUGCCCUGUUCCAAAUCUCCUGAUGACAUUGUAUGCAAAGAGCCCUGUGGUCAACUACAGUGUGGUCACCCAUGUGUCGGUAAGAAACUGGAGCUAUGCUCAGUAUGAUUUAAGCUGAAUUGAGGGCAGUCUCUUAUCAGUAUGGUAAAUCUAUGAAAUCCAGCCUCGUGACCCGAAUAGGCGGGUAACCCUUCUAGCCGAGUCAACCUUUUGAUUCUCAUGUAAACGGUUUGCCUUGUUUUGUAAGGAAAUUCAUGAAAAAUUGACUCUGCCAUGGUGGCUAAGGUAGGCGGGUGUCCCUUUUACUAGGAAAAACUUUUCUCCAUAAACAUACCACGAGCGACGACAUUCCAGACGUCGAGUUAUCACAAAUCACCGAUAUUCGUCAAUAUCCGUUAGCAUCGUUGUACCAACAGCUUCAUUGUAUUCACGAAAGUCCUCAAGAGUUUUUCUUGUUCUUCAACAGGUAACUGCAGUAAAUGUCAACAAGGUCGCUUUCACUUACCAUGUAAGUCCAAGUGCAGUCGUAUCCUAUUUUGCGGUCACACCUGUCAAGACUUCUGUGUCCGUGCCUGCCCACCUUGUUCAUUGCCAUGUAGAAACUACUGUGAGCACCAAAAGUGUAAAAGGAGCUGUGGCAAUCCUUGUGAACAGUGUAAACAUGAAUACUCCUGGGAAUGUCCGCAUCAAAAACUAUUGGUGCCUUGCGGAGAAAUAUGCGCUAACAGAACAAUUUGUGAGGAGCCAUGCCAAAAGAAGCUAACUUGCGGGCAUUCGUGUAUCGGUGUUUGUGGUGAAAAGUGUCCAAAGCUGUGCCGCGUUUGCAAUAAAGAAGCUGGUGAAUUUAAGGGGAAUGAGUCGCGAGCUAUGUUCAUUGAACUAAAUGACUGUAGUCAUGUAUUUGAAGUGAGGGAAUUAGACAAGUGGAUUGAAGGACCAGAAUUUGGACGACGUGAAAGUGAAGAAGUUGAAAUCAAACAUAAGCUAUGUCCAAAACCUGAGUGCCAAACCCCAAUUCUGUCAAGUCAUAGAUAUAGAUUGACUAUUUUAAAGACGCGUGCUGAUUUUGAAGCUAUAAAGCGUCGAAUGCUUCUCCAAAAUGUGGCCGACAGAGAACAAAUUCAUAGGAUUUUGGUGGAUGUCCAAGAAAUCAAAGAAUUCAAGACGGAGGCUUUAAAGAUAACUCGGUCGAUCAAAACUGAAAGAAGUUUAACAUCCGAAGAAGUUACGAAGCUUCAAAAUCAAGUCACUCUGUUGAAGGCUCUGGAUACCAUUCACAGUCUUUCGACGAAGGAUGGACACGACUUAAAGCUUUCUGAAAAACUCAGACCUUUGAAAUCUCGAUUGGUGGAAAGUGUUCACUUGAGUGAGCAGGAAAUCAAAGAAUUUUGGGAAGAACUUCUAAGAAUAAGGCUCUUAGUUUCUUUCAAAGGGUUAAAGAAUUUCUUGGAAAGCAAAGCCGUAAAGUUGAAUUCUGCAGACAAUAGUUGUGUCACCUGUACCCAAGCUGCAUUGGAGUCGGGAGAAGCAAUAGGUAAACGACGAUAGCAACAUGUAGCCUGAGAAAACAGCCGACAUUUGGCGACACUACCGCUGGUUUCUCAGCCAAAUGACGUCUGAUCGAGAAACGAGCGCAGAAAUUCCAUAGUGAUGACGCGUCACUGCCGAGAUCUGGGUAGUGCUUCUGAUUGGUCGUGCCUCAUGGAAAAUUUGAUUCAACCAAUCAAAAGCAUUAACUAGAUCUGGUUAGUGACGCGUCAUCAGUAUGGAAUUUCUGCGCUCGUUUCUCAGACGUCAUUUGGCGGGGAAACCAAUGGUAGCGUCGCCAAAUGUCGGCUGUUUUCUCAGGCUUAUCAACAUGGUGAUAGAGGUUGCUUAAUCGAGUGUGGAAAUAAGUUUCCAAUUCCUUGAUAUUGCAUUGCUUCCUUCUCGACCGAGAAAUAAAUAACAAAAAAUCCUUUCAGACACACGGACUACUUAGACUUACUUCAGUGUGUUUUCCUUGGCCUUUUGUGUAAUUUAAUCCGUAUUUUUUUCUUUAGCCUUUGAGUUUUUGGUUAGAUUAUAAUUUUGAAAUCGCCUCUGUGGCACUACUUCCGUGCAACACUCCACUGAAUUGGAGGUACAGCAAUCCCAGUAAAGAGUUAAUGCAUUUGUUACGCUUGACUUGAUUGAAUGCUAUUCAUUCAAUUGUUUUAAGCUAAUUAUUGUAGAGCCUAUUCAAUUUUAUUUACCAGUUUUAAAAAGUUAUAUUGCCCUCCAUUCUAAUUUAUAAGUAAUGUUAACGGAAACAAGUCAAUUUAAUCUCGGCUUAAUAUGACCACUUUUAAAGAUCGACAGAAAAUGGAAGAGUUUAUGGCUGAUGUUACCAAACUUAAGCAGAAAUACGGGCUUUUCAAGAACGUGGAGGACACUGGCUUCGACGCAGAGUUACAGAAAGUGACCAUGAGGAGCAGGAACCUCGUAAAAGGACCCUGGUACAAGUGUGGGAAAGGUAUCUCAUAAAAAUCUUUAAACAACUAUACAGUGUUACCACGUCAAAACAACAACAGAUUUUUUUUACAUGUUAUACGUGUAAGUAAUUAAGGGGACGGAGCCUUUUUUGAUGGAAUAGUUUUCCAUUCUCCACCCUUAUGAGUCACCUUUUCCACAACUAUCCAUGAAUAAAUUAUUAUCGAAAAACAACAACCGGAACCACUGAAACGAGACAAGAAACAUAAGAAACAUCGCGCCUGCACCCCAAACCAAUUGAAGUAUGCACUUCUUAUAUUGCACAACUCCCUUGUAUAAACAACUUAAACUACUCCCAUAACUCCCUCGUUAAACUACUUAAAAACUAACCUCCUCGAUCUUUUAAACAGCACAUGUUUAUUCUGCUGCGGAGCGCAUUAAAGGGGAAGGCGUCACUAAGUGCCCAGAUUGUUUUGCAGCCACAACAGACCAUGUGACACAACAGGUGCGUACUGUGUAAAAAAAAUUGCACAAUGGUAAAUAGUGGACAUCAUACAUUGAAAGAACUUUUUUGACUACUUUUGUACUAUUGGACUACUCAUGUAUGUCUUUUUUAAGACGUACAUGAACAGCCCAGAUUCCGCUAAGUUUGCUUAGUUCUAAAGAUACCGGUAGUAGUAUAGGGUGCACUAAUUUAACCUUUUUUCUGCAGGAAUCUCAGUUACUUACAAAAGAAUACAUUACAGCUAAAGUCAUAGCCUCUUGUCUAUAUCUAAUAAAUAAAAAGUGGGAAAUUUCAUUGAGAUAAGAUCACGUGUUAUGUUAAGGUGGUUAAACUAGUUUAACAAGUUAUUUUGUCAUUUUAAGUCGAUGAAUGUCUUGGAUAGAUCUCGGCUAGAACAUAUCAAAUUUAAAAUACACAUACAUUAUCUCUGUCAACUAUCUAAUGAGUGGUUAGUUCAUUUUGUUUUCUUUCCACCCGUUCGUAGACUCAAGCUUCCUCUCAAGUUACACUGAGUGAGAUGAUGGCUAUGGCUUCUAUUUCUGGAUCAUCAACUAAUUCACGGCAGGUCCCAAGAAAUAAACUAGUGCGGCCCGGUUGGAAUUCUAAACCUCGUAAAUAGUACUGUUAUCCUAAAAGGAAUGGAUGGUCAUUGUCCCUUUCAGGGGGUGAAUUGUGGAGUAGUAUAGCUGAUGGAUCUGAAAAUUGUUAAAGUGACGUGGAAGAAAAUUCAAAUCCUUCGAUGGUUUGGUCUUAAAAUCGACACUGAAGCCUCCAAAAACAAAGGCUUUUUCACUUUUUAAAAAAAGAAAACAAAACGCUCACUUUAGUGGGCAUGUUUGAAUAGAGUAUAGAGGUCUCUUGUUUUAGUUUAAGCAUGUGGUUUCCGCUUUCUAUUCUAUGUGUGGACGUUGAGUGUGAAAGGGAAAAAAGAAAGGUUUCUAGAAACGCAUUUCAUAGUGUGUACAUGGUUUUGGCACUAGCGAAAAACUACAUUGUAGAAGUACUCCUGCACAACGAGAUUCAGGUUUUUUUCCUUGUGAUUAUCUUAUAAUAUCUAUUUUUUAAUUGAUUAACCUGACAAAAAUAUGGGUAUAAGUACAGUAUUCGUGACCUUACUUUAUGAUUACAUGGAUGGCGACUGAUUGGAUAUUUUAGUUAGCUUUUCAAACUUUAAUUUUGCGUGUGUGGGAAUUUUGGCCUAAAACCAUUUAUGUGAUUGUAUAUUAGAAGGAAAGAUUGGAGUACUAAGUCCACACCUUACGGAGUAAUCAUAAAUGAAUCGUUUAAACUUCCUUUCUAAGCAGAAACUGUUAAAUUUGAUUUCUUUGAGCCAUAGACUUGACCUCAUUUGGUUGUUGGCAUAAAAUUAAAAUUCUAAUUUUCACUUUAAAAAAUGUCCAUCUAACUCACCACGAACCGUGAUUGCAUUAAUUAAGGAAAAAUAGCCAGUUAUAUAAUAAAAACAAAGAAAUUUACUGUUUUCACUCAGCAAGUACAAUAAAGUUAAAUACAACAACAGCAACC
This is a messenger RNA of Porites lobata, 18392 nucleotides long. NCBI's taxonomy places the organism in Eukaryota, Metazoa, Cnidaria, Anthozoa, Scleractinia, Poritidae. The record is from the annotation of a GenBank genome assembly.